AGAGAGCACCUCUAACAGAGGCGAAAAGCUAAAUCUUGAAAUAUCGAACAUGCAAAGUCUAACAGUAGAUGCAGAGGGAAAGUGGAAUAGUUUCAUUGAGACAACAAAAAGCAACUAUGUGGAAGAUUCUGUUGCUUUGGAAGCCGGUAAAUGCGCUCUUGAAGAUGACCUUCAAUGCUGCUUGAGAGACUUGGCAGAGGUUUCACAACAACAGAGAUUGUCUGAAGAAUCCCUCUUGGAUGCGAUGAAGAUGAAUUUUGACUCGGAAGAUUCUGUUAUCAAGAAUGAAACAGCAGCUAUUGAGAAGAUCCAUGCUCGAUUUUCAUCAAUUGCAGCGUCGUUUCUUGAAGAAACACAGGAUGCUACGAAGAAGUUAAUGUUAUCUGCUGAGAAUCCUCUCAGACUAGACCAGGAGGCAUCGGAGAAGGCCGGGCUCCUAAGUGCACGUUGCCUCGUCUCCACGAAGCAAGCGAGCAGCAUCCACUCUGAACAAGUAGCUGAUGUUUCAAGAAGAGCAAGAAAAUCCCUUGUUGAUGACUACUUGGUGGAUAGUUGGUCAUGUCAAAGUCCGAGGAAGAGAAACGUGGUUGUGGCAAGUAGAGAAGAGAUAGAGAGUUUGAUGAGUUUGCAAUCACCCAAAGCUCAUAAUGCAGUUGCAUCCUAAAUUGGAUAAAAGCAGCCACACUUCUUCAUCAAAUGUUCAUUCAAAUGUAUACCCAAUUUUAUAUUUAUAGCAAAUUUGGUGUCACAUACCCCAAAUAAAAAAAAGAUAAGUUCAUGUUACUCAAUUCUCUCAAUAUUCUUUCCUCUUUUUCAUCAUCAUCAUGAAAUCCAA
This is a messenger RNA of Salvia hispanica, 835 nucleotides long. The record is from RefSeq and is a predicted model, not a curated record. Lineage: Eukaryota; Viridiplantae; Streptophyta; Magnoliopsida; Lamiales; Lamiaceae.